This is a messenger RNA of Fusarium falciforme, 1074 nucleotides long. RefSeq lists its product as hypothetical. The coding region runs from base 1 to 1074 and encodes 357 amino acids. NCBI's taxonomy places the organism in Eukaryota, Fungi, Ascomycota, Sordariomycetes, Hypocreales, Nectriaceae. The transcript has 5 exons. The record is from RefSeq and is a predicted model, not a curated record.
AUGGGCGUGGCAUCUACAAUAUGGCCCAUCGCUUUCGCUGCAGUUAUCGGUGCCCUUGUUCGAACUAUAGCUUUAUUCAAAGCAGAGAGAGGAACAAGCCUCGGUACCCUCGAGGUUCUGUUGGGUAGCCAAACCCUCACAAACACUUUCAAGAGUCCCCCGCUCGGUGGUCAGGCCGUUCUUCGCACUAGCUAUACUGCAUCACACGCUGAAGGCCAGAGCUACCCUUUAAUGUACAGCCCUGCGGCAACUGUUGGGCCACCACUCAACUACGGCCUUUGGGAGAGUGCAUCGUAUAGAGGCACGACCCUUGGUACAAUCGUCCCCAUGUUCCGAACCGCGCUCUCUGCGCCCAGCGCCCUUGGCCAAGCUGCCAAUGGUUCCAGCCCAAACUUCGACGCCGUGAUAGAAAGACUUGGAGGAGCGGUGGUAGCAAGCGCCGGCGCGAGAUUAGAUCUCUGGGGUAACGUGCGUGUGCCUGAGGUUACUUCCUUGCCGGGGUAUCGCUCAAGUGAUCCGCAUAGCUGGAUCGACGUCCCUACCGUCCAACUGGUGAAUUAUGAGUCUCUUGUGGGCAUUCCGCUUCGAGGCAUGCCUACAGACUCCCCUGGAAAUUUGACACUCGAAUUAUCGGCCGCCUAUCUGGCCCUUGAGUGGCUGUUGGACACCAAAGAUGGUCUGUGGAUUUACAGAUACUCAAAUUCGAGCAUUCCCCGAGAAGACAAUGUUGGCUUUGGAGGCGGUAGUCCCAACGUCUUUAUGGAUAUCCCAGGCCGCCCAGGCCCCCAUCGUGGCUUCAAUUUCUCGUCCAAGGAUAUAACGAGCAAAGGAAACAUCACCCAGGGUACGUUGGUAUUUGGGAGCGCCCAGAACUCGACUAUCUGUGACAUCAGUCAUGUAUACGUUGAUGUCAGCGUCGAGUGCGAACGAUCACAACAACUUGACUUGACUGCUCUCAAUAGAACAGGCCCUGCUGCGAUCUUUGCCGCCCUCCCAUGGCUUACACCCUCUUACCACAACGGGUACAAGUCUCCCAUUGAGAACUAUCUCGCCGACCCUGCUCAAGGCAUAUAA